Molecule: messenger RNA, 2453 nt
Organism: Myotis davidii
Lineage: Eukaryota; Metazoa; Chordata; Mammalia; Chiroptera; Vespertilionidae
Gene: ACKR4
Product: atypical chemokine receptor 4
Exons: 2
Coding region: 845-1897 (350 amino acids)
Biological process (GO): G protein-coupled receptor signaling pathway; chemotaxis; immune response
Cellular component (GO): membrane
Molecular function (GO): chemokine binding; scavenger receptor activity; chemokine receptor activity
Source: RefSeq, a predicted model, not a curated record
CUUCUGCAGGUGGAGACUAAGCCUAGCCUUGCAUGAAUAUGUAAUAAACAAGAGAACUGUUAUGUAAAUAUGAGGAGAGUCAACUUGGAGUAAACCAGAAAGGCUAAAUCUGCAUACAUUUCUUUCUCUAAUUUUCAUUUGUUUGGAAUCAGAAAAAUAAACAACUGACUAAGACAUAGGAGGGGAUGCCGGUCUUUAAAGAAAAAGGUUACAAGAAGGCAAAAGAGUUUAAGGUCAUGGGGAAAGGCAUACUUUGGGAUCAAGGAUAGAGGAACUGUGAAGCAAAGACGAGUCUCGCAGCUUAAGGAAAAUACUAAUGUGGCACAAAAAUAUUAACUCCUAGAUAUGCCUAACGAUUACUUCUAAUUUAGUCUUCAAACAGAUAAUUUUCUGGGUGAAAAACAAUUUGUUUUCUUUCCUAGACAAGGUAACUUUAGAGAGCAUUUCUCUGAUGCUACCCACAGUGCUCCUUAGCUGCCUGGAUGCUCUUGGGUGAGUUCUUUUGACUUGGCAGCCAGUUCCUAAGCCACAGGCACUUUCUGGUUGCCUUCAGCUAAGUGGAAACUUUGAAAGGUCUGUAGUUGUUGAAACAAGCUGAAAUUCUUCCAGGUUUGUGUCGUAGGACACUUAAGAACUUGGAUUUGGUUUCACAGGAUGGUUAUACAUGAAAUAAAGAUCAAGUGCUCAGGAGGUUAAAUUUCAGGAAAGCCCUCUUGGAUGCAAGAUAAAGGCGGGGUAUAAAGUGAAAACAAAAGUAGCCCCAGUUAGCAAGGUCAUUUGAUUUCACUCCGCACUGCAUUCAAGACUGCUGCUCUCUUUCUGCACACUGAAACAGAUUGCAGCCAUGGCUUUGGAGCACAAUGAAUCGACAGAUUACUAUUAUGAGGAAAGUGAAAUAAAUGGCACUCAUGACUACAGUCAGUAUGAAGUGGUCUGUGUAAAAGAGGAGGUCAGAAAUUUUGCAAAAGUUUUCCUGCCUGCCUUCUUCACAAUAGCUUUCAUCAUUGGAGUUGCAGGCAACUCCACAGUAGUGGCGAUUUAUGCCUAUUACAAGAAGCAGAGGACCAAAACAGAUGUGUACAUCUUGAAUUUGGCAGUGGCAGAUUUGCUCCUCCUAUUCACUCUGCCUUUUUGGGCAGUUAAUGCAGUUCAUGGGUGGGUUUUAGGGAUAAUCAUGUGCAAAGUCACUUCGGCCUUGUACACAGUCAACUUUGUCUCUGGAAUGCAGUUUUUGGCUUGUAUCAGCCUAGACAGAUGUUGGGCAGUAACUAGAGCCCCGAGUCACUCAGGAGUGGGCAAACCAUGCUGGCUCAUCUGUGUCUGUGUCUGGAUGGCUGCCAUCUUGCUGAGCAUACCUCAGCUGGUUUUUUAUACUGUAAAUCACAAGGCUAGGUGCGUUCCCAUCUUUCCAUACCACCUAAAAACAUCCCUGAAAGCAUGGAUUCAAAUGCUGGAAAUCUGCAUCGGAUUUGUGAUACCCUUUCUUAUUAUGGGAGUGUGCUACUCUAUCACGGCAAGGACACUCAUCAAGAUGCCGAACAUUAAAAAAUCUCGACCCCUCAAAGUUCUGCUCGCAGUGGUUAUAGUUUUCAUUGCCACUCAGCUGCCUUAUAACAUUGUCAAGUUCUGCCAAGCCAUAGACAUCAUCUACUCCCUGAUCACCAACUGCGACAUGAGCAAACGCAUGGAUGUCGCCAUCCAGAUCACAGAGAGCAUCGCACUCUUUCACAGCUGCCUCAACCCAGUCCUGUAUGUUUUCAUGGGAUCCUCUUUUAAAAACUACGUCAUGAGAGUGGCCAAGAAAUAUGGGACCUGGAGAAGACAAAGACAAAAUGUGGAGGAGGUUCCUUUUGAUUCUGAAGUCCCUACAGAGCCAACCAGUACAUUCAGCAUUUAAAUGUAAAACUGCUCUGUGUCUUGCUUCGAUACACAUGAGUGAUGCUUCGCCCUCAGCUAAAACAUCUGCAUUAUUCUAAAAUUCAAAUCUCAAGACACUGUGGUGGGAACUUAUUACAAAGAAGAGGUUGGGGUGAAGAAGUGGGGAGGGUAGAAACCAAGAAGAGGAAACACAAUAAUCAAUGCAUAAAACAAGAAAAUAACAAUGAACAAUAUUGGAAAAUAGUAAUAACAGGCAUAAGUCAUAAAAACAUUUUGCUAUGUUAGACCAUCUAAAACAUUAAUAAAGAGGCUUAUAUUAAGGGGCAUUUAUAAUUAUUUUAAAUCAUAUAAGAAUGAUUUCCCUGCAUAAUUUUAAUCCUUGAUUAACUAUACAGCAAAAUAUAAUCUAUCCCUCUUUUCCUGUUUCUUAAUUUGUAAGUGAUUUCAUAAUAACCAUCAACAACAACAAAAAAUACUUUAAAAGCAUUUCUGGCCCUUUUAAUACCUUCUUGGUAAGUUUCUAAACACAUAAUUUGCUUCCAUAUGUCACCUUUCUUUAGUAAUAAACUGGUUAU